This is a messenger RNA of Astrephomene gubernaculifera, 4067 nucleotides long. The record is from the annotation of a GenBank genome assembly. Lineage: Eukaryota; Viridiplantae; Chlorophyta; Chlorophyceae; Chlamydomonadales; Astrephomenaceae.
CAGUCCUGUUGAGAUGCUUUACUGAACUUUGAAGGUUUUCGUUGCUGUGGAGCUAGGGGCCAUGGACUGGGAGCAGACCAAGGAAAAUUGCGUGCCUGUUCGCCAGGGCCGAAGCAAGGCAGCUCUACAAGAGAUAGCGGACAACACCAUAGACAUCCUCGAGGCCAAGCGAAGAGAGCUAUGGGCCGAGGUUACAAACUACAAAGGGGAGGAUCCAUUGGAGGCUUGGCAGAGAUACAUCAAGUGGAUGCAGGAGUAUGGCGUGGGCGGUGGUAAGGCGGACCUGCAGAAGGUCCUCGAGGCGUGCACCAAGGACCUGCAAAAGCACCCCCGUUACACAAACGACAUCCGUUUCCUACGCAUAUGGAUACAAUACGCCGACUGCUUGCCGGACCCGGGAGAUGUAUUCCUUUUCCUCAAGGAAAAGAACAUUGGCCGCGACUUUGCGCUCUACUACGAGGCCUAUGGCACGUACUACGAGCUGAAGGGGAACUUCCAGAGCGCUGACGCCGUUUACAUGGACGGCGUGCAACGGGGUGCCAAGCCGCUGGAGCGCUUGAAACAGAAGCACAUGGCCUUCCAGCAGCGCAUGGCUCAGCGCAUCCAGCGCAAGAUACAGGACGAGCAGGUGAUGGGGCCGCCGCCGCCUGAGGCCGUGCGCUCCUCGCUAGCCACCCUUGGAGCCCGCUCCGGUGGCAGGUCGCAGCAGCAACAGCAGCAGCAAAGCGCCAUGGGGAGCAUCUUUGGCGCCGCAGCGCCGCAGCAACAGAGCGGCCUGCUGGGCGGACCGCGCCCGGGCAACCAGGGGCUAAGGCCGCGGCCCGCAGUGGGGAUCGUGGAGGAUGAGGAGUUUGUGGACCCGGAGAACGCACCAGCGGGGCUACCUGGGUACAGCACCAUGCCGCAGGUAAAUAACCUGCGUGAGCUGAAGCCGUACGGCGUUAUCAGGAAGGAGAACCUGGAUCGACCCACCGCAUGGAAUCAGGCAGCGCUGGUGCCCGGUGCAGCCGGGCCUGCAGCAGGAGGGAUGGGCGCUGGUGCCGGGAGGUCAUCCAGCAUCGCCAUUUUCACGGACGAGGAGUUCCAGGAAGAAGAGGACAGCGGUCCUGCACCAAUUGCCCGCAGAAGCGAGCCUGGAUUGCCAAUCCCGGGAUUGGGCGGGGCCGCAGCGAGCGCAGGGCCGCCUGCUGGCCAUCCACUAUGGCCGCCAAUUGCAACGGGUCUGGGCACGGCGCCCGCAACAACCGGUGUGGAUUCGCUUAUUUCUGGGCUGGCGCCUUUGCCAUCGCUGCUAAGGGGUGCACAGCCUGCGGACUUCCAGCCUGCCGUGCCAUUUGCAGCAGCCCCAAGCAGCUCAUUGCAUGGGCCUCUGCCAGGCGCGCCAUCAGCUGCGGCAGCGGCGGCACCACGAGAAGCGGUUGCGGCCGCCCCUUCCAGGGGCGGUCAUAGCUUGCCGUCUGUGCAGGCGCACGCGGAUGCAGGUUCGGUGGCAACGCAGGCUGUUGGCUCGUCAGCUCGGCAUGCGGAUGCAGCGGAUGGGGAGGGACCCAUGGGUCGGCAAGACGACGGCGUCGAAGAGAUGUCGUACGACGAGCUCAGGGCGGCAGCAUGGUUUAGGCGGAAUCCCGCAGCAGCACCCCGGGCGACCGCCUCGUCCGCCCGUGACAACCCUGUGUCUGUCGCGCAAGUAGCCCCCAGCAGCAUGAGUCUCCAAUCCGUCGCCGUAAGUGCUUCUGCACACAUGGCAGACACCGCAGCAACCGGAUGCCGGGGGUUCACAGGAGUGCCUUAUGCGGAAUCCCAAGCUGGCGCUGUCACGGCAGUAGCGGGAACUACUGCUCGCCGGGCCCCGUUCGGACAGCACCCGCCCUCCGACGCACCCGCAUCGCAAGGAUUGUUAAGGCUUCCUGAGCAGGCGCCGCAGGGCGACAACAGCAUCCCGACGCCAAGGCUCGACGACGGCACAGCCACCGGAGGAACCAAGCGCCGGGCCCUAGCUCCGCGCUCCGAUACCGCCAGCGCAGGCCAAUCUGCUGCACUGCCGCAACCGGAGCAGCUGUUGCAGCCGUCCGUGGCGGCAGCACCGUUGGUCCCCGGGGGCACAGCACCUCAGGUGCCCUGCAACCACAGCUGCAAGCACGACGACGCGCAGCCCACUGUCACCAUCUCCACCCGUGGCGCUUUUGACCUGCUCAACUCCAUGUUUAGCGAGGAUCUGCCGCACCAGCAGCAUAAGGCCCAGCAGCAGCAAGAGCAGCACCAGCAGCCAACAAGCCGGAGCAGGUUAAUGCCGCCUCCCCCGCCCAGGCCGCCGCCGCUGCAGCCGCGGGCGGCAGCUCCAGUGGAGCAGCCAUGGCCCGCUGCGCACAUGCAGCAACCAGCGGUGGCAGCUGCAGCGGUUCCAGUGGCAGCUGCCCCGCCACCGGUUGCGGACGAUCCGACCGUGACGCUUCACACGCGAGAGGCGUUCGAUGCCCUAAAUGAUAUGUUUAGCGACACUCUGCCACAUGAAGCGGCCCGCAAGCUCAUGCGUCGUGCGGCCGAUGAGAACAACAACACAACCUCCUUCAAGCCCAUCUCCAACGCGGACGUCCGCCGCUUAGCUAACGCAGGCCGCACCUCCACAGCAGCAGCAGCUCCUCCCCCCGCAGCGCCCUUCCACAGCGCCGCUAGCUGUGCCCCGUACGGCGGUGUCAGCAACCUGCCCGCCCCAGCUGCUGCGCCCUCCCUAGCCAUUCACGAGGACACGUUCUUCUUGGGACCUGCAACGGCAGCAGCGUCCAUGGCUGCAGGAGGAGGUGGCUUAGGUAACACCGGCGGCUGUGGCUUCCGCGGCGGGCCGCCGCAGGCCGCCCCCAUGGGGCCUGGUAUUUACGAGGAUACCGAGUUCAUUCCACGUGGUGGUGGACCGGCACGGGGAGGGCUCGGAGGCGGUGGGCCUGGUGCAGGCGGGAUUGGCAGCAGCGCAGUGGCAGGGCCCGUGGCAGCGUCCAGUGGGCCUUUCAUCUGCGAGGAUACGGAGUUCCUAACGCGACCGCAGGGACUGCACAUGGCCUCGGCUGCUGCUGCCGGUGCGGGAGACGGCGGCAGGGGCUUUGCGGCACCACCUGGCAGGGGCCUCGCUGCUGGCGGCGCGGCGCCGUUUGGUACACCGAGGGCAGGGGGUUUGCCAAUGGGAAGCCGGGCAGUCGCGGCUGCGGCGUCGCGGGGUUUAGGGGCGCGUCCUGCUGCGGCUGCUGCUGCGGAGCCCAUGCGGCAGUCGCAUGGUGGCAGUCGAGGGCAGCUGCAAGUGUACGAGGACACGCAGUACAUGGGCAGCUGAGAGCGGCGGCGGCCUUUGGGCUUUGGGAUGAGGCACGGAUCUGGGUUUGUCACGGCACGUGAGAGUGAAGCUGUGGAUUAAGGGUUCCGUGCCUCCAUUGGUGGUAGAGCGAAGAGGAGUGCGCCUGAAGAGGGGGUCACCGAAGUAUACAGCAGGGACACAGCAGAGGCGGGUACUGCGUUUCAUGUCGGUGGGAAGGUCGCUUGGCUGUGUGAUGUUAUUGUGUGUGUCUGUCGUGUCUGUGUCAUGUCGUGUCGAGUGAAGUGAAAUGCCGAACGUGCCAUGUCAACUGUCCUUACGCGCGCACUAAGAUGCGCAAAGCGGACACGGUUGGGCACGCUUUGGUGUUUGCAGAUCGGGCUUAUGCAGCCAUGUGGCGCAUGUCUCGUUUGACGGAACUGUGACGGAAGGUUCCAUGUGAGUAACCGCAGGUGGAGUGGGUUUGUGGAUUGUAGUACGGUAGUACGAGCACGGCAGUGGCAGGGGUUGGGUACGCUGCCCAAUGUAGGCAGAGCUGCAUCCGCCGUAUGCAAGCUUGGGGACGUCAUACGAGGGGCCUGCCCUCGAUGUUUUUCUGCGUCACUCCUCAGUUCCGAAGGACAUCUAUUAGCGGAGCAGGGUGGGCCGGUAAUGGAGUUUGGCCUCGGCCCCCCCCCCGUUAUAGCAAUGGUAUCACAAAGCACUAUAACUGCAGAGUGGGCGUCUGGGCUCGCGGCUCGGUCUCUCACGCAAAGUAGGCUGUAAC